AUGCACAGCCCAGCACUGCUAUGUUGCCUGGUCUUACUUGCUGGGGUGGGGGCCAGCCGAGGUAAGCACACCCAGUCUGAGGAUAGCUGCACCCGUUUCCCAGGCAAUUUGCCACACAUGCUCCGAGACCUCCGAGCUGCCUUUGGCAGGGUGAAGAUUUUCUUUCAAAAGAAGGAUCAGCUGGACAGCAUGCUACUAAGCAAGUCCUUGCUGGAUGAUUUUCAGGGUUACCUGGGUUGCCAAGCCUUGUCAGAGAUGAUCCAGUUUUACCUGGUGGAUGUGAUGCCUCAGGCGGAGACCCAUGGCCCAGACAUCCAGACCCAUGUAAACUCCCUGGGGGAAAGGCUGAAGACCCUCCGGCUGCAACUGCGGCGCUGUCAUCGAUUUCUUCCCUGUGAAAAUAAGAGCAAGGCAGUGGAACAAGUGAAGAAUGCCUUUAGUCAGCUCCACGAGAAAGGCGUCUACAAAGCCAUGAGUGAGUUUGACAUCUUCAUCAACUACAUAGAAGCUUACAUGACAACGAAGAUAAAAAACUAAAACACCCAGGAUGGCGACUGUACUGGACUUUAGGA
Molecule: messenger RNA, 572 nt
Organism: Castor canadensis (American beaver)
Lineage: Eukaryota; Metazoa; Chordata; Mammalia; Rodentia; Castoridae
Gene: Il10
Product: interleukin 10
Biological process (GO): immune response
Cellular component (GO): extracellular region
Molecular function (GO): cytokine activity
Source: RefSeq, a predicted model, not a curated record